Miscanthus lutarioriparius is the source of this 615-nucleotide messenger RNA. The record is from the annotation of a GenBank genome assembly. NCBI's taxonomy places the organism in Eukaryota, Viridiplantae, Streptophyta, Magnoliopsida, Poales, Poaceae.
AUGGCUGGGGUGAAGCAAGACCAGGUCCCUCAAACCGUGGGCUUUCUGGAGGUCAGCCUCACCGGGCCGAGGAUGAGCGGCUUCGCUGGUCCGGCGUGGCCACGGACCUGCACCAUCUACGUGGCCAUCGCCGACGAGGUAGUCGCCUGUCAAACGCUUCCGUUCGACUUUGACAAGGAUGACUUCAAGACGUGGAGGCUGGCGAUCAGGAUCCCCGUCGCGUCGAACUGGCCGGACCUAUCUCUAGAUAUCUUCGUGGAGCGUGCCGACUUCCUCUUCCGAAGGAGGACGAACAUGGUGGUGGUGACCCGCGGGGGACCCCACACCUCGGGCCAUACCGCCGUCAUCAGCAGGGCACGGGUGCGGCUGCUCGACGCGCUGGUGCUCAGGGACAUGGAUGAUGAGGAGGAGGAGGAGGAGAAGAAGAUGAAGAGGCGCCGCAACGAGGUGGUGGAGGGGAACCCAAGGCUGCUGGAAGGGACGAUGCCGUUCGGCAAGGUGGUGAAGCUGCUAGACUGGGAGUUGCCGGCACCCGGGGACGAGUACGGGAACCCACGGGCUGUGGUGCGCGGCACGGUGGAUGUGCGUAUCAACUUGAGGCCGCCGUUCUUUUAG